Molecule: messenger RNA, 2560 nt
Organism: Rhopalosiphum padi (bird cherry-oat aphid)
Lineage: Eukaryota; Metazoa; Arthropoda; Insecta; Hemiptera; Aphididae
Gene: Coq9
Product: ubiquinone biosynthesis protein COQ9, mitochondrial
Exons: 2
Coding region: 853-2322 (489 amino acids)
Biological process (GO): ubiquinone biosynthetic process
Cellular component (GO): mitochondrial inner membrane
Molecular function (GO): lipid binding
Source: RefSeq, a predicted model, not a curated record
ACUUAUAACAUCUACUUGUAUAAUGUUUGUCGUUUCAUUUAAAAAGUUAUAACCGACAGUAAUAAUGCAUGUUGGUUAUUUCAUCUUUAGUAUUUUCACUCGGUGUACGAAAGCAUUUCAAGUGAUUUGGGUGCAUAAUCUUUUUAUUUUUGAUUUCAUCACUCCAUUUAAUUUAAUUUAUCCAUUUGUUUCCAUGUCCAGAUAUUGAUUGGCUCAAACUUUAAUCUUGCACGGCAAUAAAUCAAUUGAUAUCAGUAUAAGAAUUUUUUUUAAAUUUAAUUUUUAAGGUAUCAACUGUGUGGUUAUUAGCUGGCAUUACAUUAUUUACAUUAAAUUACUAUUAUAUUCUAAGCAUUUUGUGGUGAUUCUGCAAGCUCUCUUUGUCAAUAUUUUUAUUUGUUUGAUUGUUUUAACAAACUUUUAGUGUUUUAAUAUUGUUUAAUGUACAAGAAAAUUAAUUAACCUGAUUAUUAGAAAAUUAUUAUUAAAAUGUAUUCGACAUGUUUAAAUGUUUGUAUAUAUUUUUAGUUAUUUAUUUAAAUUUGAUUUUGUCAGGUAUAUUUCAAAUAAAAAAUUAUUAUUGUAUGCAUAAGUUACAUUUUAAAUUUUGAAUGCAAUUUAAAUCUGUGAACAUAAAUCGAUUUAACUUGGAUUAGUAAAUUAAUUUCAUCAGUGGCGCCGAUCCUGUGGUUCAACUGUAACAAAUGUCAUUGUAAUUUAAGUAGUAAUUUAAAGUAGUGGUGUGCGAGUGUAGACACCUUGGGCUUGAAAUUAAUAAAAGAAACAAAGUAACUACUUAACAUGAAAUAAGAUGUGUCGUGAUGUACUAAGUUUUUUACUUAUAUUUACAAAAUGGACGUCAAUAAAGAAUUUGAUAACUUUCGGUCAAGCAUGAAGAAUUUCAACAUAAAUGUUGCAUCAGAAUUUUUAAAUAGUACUAGCUUUAAUAUAAAAUAUGCUGGGGAAGUAAUAGAUGUACUUGGAAAGGGAUUAACAGAAGAAAAUUUUAAAAAUAGACCUGAUUAUUUUAACUUUUGUGAAAAACAGUUACUUAAAAUGGCAAAUAAUGAAGAAUAUCAAGAGGUAAUUUUUGAUUUUUUGGAUAUAAUUGAAAUGGAUGAUUGUAAAUUAUCAUCAUCUGUUUUAAUCGCAGUAACUGUUUUAGAGAAUACUGAAAAUCCAAAUCGAACAUCUUUAGAAUAUUUGUUGAUUAGUACUUUUAAUAAUUUAAAUGAAAUGAACGUUGCAAAUUUAAAGGAAAUUUUGCUAAGCAUAGUAAAACUUUUAAUAAAACUAAAGAAACAUUUUCAACUUGAACAAUCAAUACUACAUUAUUUUUCUAGAAUUGCUUUCUUAGUGUUACGUGCUAACAUAGAUCCCAUUGAGUAUCUAAACUUAUUGUCUAACAUAAUUUAUGAUCCUUUUUAUUUACUUGAGUAUGAAUUUGAUGAAAAGGAAGAAGAAUUAUACAUGGCUUCAUUUUUUUAUCUAUAUUUUAAAACUGGAAUACAAUGGGGACCUAAAAUCUACAAUCAGUUUUAUGUCUUAGAAAAAUGUUGUAAUUUAGCUAUGUCCGUAUUUGACAAUAAUAAUUUUGGGAAAUCUUUUGCAAAAUUAAUUUUAACAAAAUUUAAAAAUAAUGAAAUUCCAUUACAUUCAUUGAAUAAAUAUCAUGAAAGUUUUUUAUUAGAAGCUGCACAUAGUUCAGUAUAUAAUGAACAUUUGAAUGUUAGGAAGGAAUCAAUUGAGUCAUUGAUGAUAUUCUUGGAUAAAUUAAGCAGUGAUGCUCAGUAUGUAGUUCUUAAGUAUGCAUUUUUGAAACCAUUGGAAUCUUGUAUCAAAGACCAAUUGAUAAUUAAGUUGAAAAACCUGAUUAUAUUAAAAUUACAAUCAAAUCAGGUUCUUGGAUAUUUUCAAGGAACAAGACUUUUAGAACUUAUUCAAUUAUGUUGUAAUAUUCCUGAUAAACCUGGAUGCAAUAUUGAAAAUAUUAAAGAACAUAUUUUGAGCGCUAUAUCACUUAUGUAUUUUUUAUCAACCAAUAACAAUGAAAAGUUGAAUUUGGGUGAAGAAUUUUCAAAUAAAACUAAACAAUUUGUAAACAUCAUUCAAAAUACCAUCAAUGAUGCCCGUGAACAGCACAAUUUUGAGCAAAAAGUUUUAGAUGAUAAAAUUGUUGUAGAAAGCAAAGUAGAAGUAAAUAAUUUAGACUAUUCAAAAUUGUCCAAAGAUGAAAAGAGAAAUAUUUUAUCAAAGAUUUACACAACUAUUACAUUAGUGCAGUUAAAUUUGGAUUUGUUGAAAAGCAUCAUCAAAGACUAAAAGAUAUUUAUGUUAAACAUUUAAGUUUAGUAUUAUGUAUAUUUUUUAUAUUUUACUUAAAUUUAAGUCACCUACCUAUCUUUAUGAUAACCUAUAAAAUUGUUACAGGUUUCAUUGUGUUUACAUAGUUGUUAAAUGUAUUAAGUAAUAUAGUUAUGUAGUAACUAUUUUGGAUUGGUUAUUUGUAAGUUGUUUUUAAAAUAUGAUAAUAUAAUAUGCUGUUUAUUUUUAUUUUUAA